Patiria miniata (bat star) is the source of this 3279-nucleotide messenger RNA. RefSeq names its product short-chain collagen C4-like. The coding region runs from base 45 to 617 and encodes 190 amino acids. The record is from RefSeq and is a predicted model, not a curated record. The transcript has 2 exons. NCBI's taxonomy places the organism in Eukaryota, Metazoa, Echinodermata, Asteroidea, Valvatida, Asterinidae.
CAUCAGUUUCGUCUGGAAACCCGACGUCUGUAACGCCUCCCGAAAUGAAACCGUCUUCUGGAGAUACGUACAUCCGCUGGGGACGCACUACUUGCCCGGAUGAAAUCGAUACAGAGCUCCUCUAUGCCGGUUUCGCCGCUGGUGCACAUUACACCAAUAAAGGAGGUUCAUCGGAUUUUAUCUGUCUCCCUUCUGAUCCGAAUUGGUCCAGCAAUUACGACGACAGGGUUGCCAGUGUGUCCUACUUGUACGGGACUGAGUACGACGUUGGGGAUCAACACCACUUCUCGCGCCAGAAUGCCGAGGUCCUCCACGACCGUGACGCCCCGUGCGCCGUGUGCCGUCUCCUGGAACGCAGCACCAAGCUGCUUUUCCCGGCCAAGCUCGGCUGUCCUCCGAAAUGGACGGAGGAGUACAGGGGCUUCCUCAUGUCCGCUCACAACAACCAUGGGCGGGCCGAAGCCGUGUGCGUGGACCAGGCACCUGAGGUUAUCUCGGGCAGUCAAACUAACCAAAAUGGAGCACUGUUUUACUUCAUCGAAGGGAUAUGCGGGUCCCUCCCUUGCCCCCCUUAUGUUAAUGGUCGUGAAAUAACAUGCACAGUUUGUAGCAUCUAAAAAAAUAUCCAGUCGUGUCAAAAUAAAUAACUGGAGAGAAAGCUCUGAAAAAAACAUCGUGAAUUACGAGGUAUUUUUUUAAAUGCAUGUAUUUGGGGAAAACAAUUUCGGGAAACAAAAUUCGCAUAUUGUCGAGAAACAGAAAAAAAAUAAUGUUUAGAAUGUUCAGGAGUCUGAACAUUUAAGAGAAGCAUGUUGAUUAUUGCAUCGAGAUCCGAGGAAACCCUGUUGAACUACAAGAUCAUUCGAGAAAACUCAACAUCAAUGAGUCACAUCAUGGUCUUUAAAAUGAUAAAGGCUUAUAUUCAGAUGCCCGUAUGUAGUACAAAGCUAUCAUAAUUGUAUGCAGUUGCUCUCCACGUGCUCUUUAACGAAUUCUCCAAACAAAAUUGUCCAUUAGUAUGGUUUAUAUUCAAAACAAAAAUAUCUACUUUUUAUUGGAAAAAAAGGGAGAGAGAGAGAGUAAGUCGCAGGCAUCAAAACAAUGAAUUAAAUUUAAAGAAAAAGGGGGAGAGAGGGUCACAUACGCCCGAAACAGUUAUGGGCAACGGCAGACUUCUGAAAAGAGUUUUUGUUCUUGUUUGCUACUGCGCCAAUAACAUGCCAACAGAUUCCCUAAGAUUACUUUUGUCGGGUUAAAAAAACAAUUCAUUUUUUUACAGUACGUUAAGUUGUUGAAUUUAACGUGGGCAGAUAUUUUUUGCUUGAUGUCUCGUUUUAAAACAAGUUUUGUAUUUCCAGAUAGUUGUUUUCCGGAUUAAAACUUGACAAUGGCGCGAGUAGAGAAACCUUCAUUGUUUACUAAUGACGUAUUGUAUGUUUUAACCUACUUAUCAAACUUGAUUAUAGUAAUGAUUUAGACUUCAUUUCUUUUGGGUGAUUUGAUGUAAGUGAAUACGAUAUGAGAUUUUGUUUUACAUAGAUUGGGGUUUUGGGUUGUCUUGAUUGAAGUAUUGAUAUGUUGAUUUGACUGCAGUAUUUCAAGAUGGAUUUUUCCGUAUUACUUUGAUGUGAGUUAUGACUGGUGAUUUUAUUCGAUUUUGCUCGUUUGUUUGAAUGGUUUUGGUCUGCCUGUCUUGCGGGAUGUGCUGCCUGGACUGUCCGUCUGUCAACUCGCUUGUUUUAUUUUUGUUGUUUUAUUUGUUUGUUUGUCUAACUGGUUUACUUGUACGCUUGUUUUUCUUCUCUUUGGACGUUCACCAGCAAGUUCUGCUCCGAAGUUCAAGUCAUUUCAAAAAUGUUUGCAUUUGUUUAUACCCAGACACUAUUUUUUUUAAUAUUAUUAAUUCCGUAUAGGUAUGUUGUAACUGUUUAGAACUCCGACUCGUACUCGACACCAGACCCAAGUCCACUUUGUUUUUCAAGGUUUCAGGACUUGGGACUCGGACGUAUAUUGAAGACUCGGCUGCAUGAGUCCUAUGAAGUAUUCUGUUUUUUUUCCAAGUAAGUAAAAAGUAGAACGAGACCGCAUUCGACUUGAGCCGAGUCUAUACCUGUCAUUACGUAACAUGUAAAGGUCUAUAGACUUUUUUAAGAUUGGAAAUCAUCAGUGUAGUUAAUCAAAAGUGUAUUAAUAUGUAUAGGGUAUUAUUAUAUACGGUCAGUCACUAAAAUAAAGGCAUUCGUGCUGAAUAGUCAUGUGGUAAUAUCUUUCAUUACAUUUGAGCCUGAGCAGAAGGAGAAAAAUAUACAAUCCGAACAGAAAAACAUAUAUUUGGAAGUUAACGUCUUCUAGUAUCGGUGUGUAACCCACGGCGUGUGAAAACCACAUAGGGCCUAUACUCAUGACAAUCAUCAAAGUACGUUGAGAAAUUCUUGCAGUUUUCAAUGUCAUAGUUUUGGAUGUAUUAUUUCUAUAUACUUUGCCGGGCAGUAAUGGAAUUCCCACACUGCCCAGCCGGCCGGACGAAGUUGGAAUUCCAACUUUGAGCGGACACUGCACUGUGACAAAGUUAAUUGUCGCAUGCUCAAUGGGUGUAAACACAAAAUCCCGAGUAUCAUGACCUAUGACCUCAACACCUUCUGCAAAGGUCAAGUCAAAUAUGUAUAUACAUUUUUUUUACUAUAGCCUUAUACGUAUGCAUCAAUGAUCAGCCCUUAGGCAAAAUCAGCAGAAUAGCAGCAAAAAGAUCCUUUGUGAUCGUUUAAGCAAAAUUAUGCAAACCUUUUCCUGCUCCCAGACAUCAAUGGUCCAAAAAUAACCACGCAGUGUACACUAUAGUUCACCACUGACGCACGUUAUACUCACAGUGCAAAAAAAGUAGUUCUGCAAAAAGCAUAUAACUCCAUGUUGACUUAUGUAAUAUUCCGUUGGUUAAAUAAAUGUAAGAUUUAACAGAAUUGUUGCUAUAUUAGUUGAGCCAAUAGUUUUGGCAUAAUUUAUAUGUACCCUUCUAAAAAGAACAAGAAUUGUAAACAUUACUAUUUAAAAAAAAGUCUUCGUUGGCCAUCUUGAGCUUCAAAGUGUUAACGCUUUGUUGGUUUAUCUUUGCACUGCAAACCCAAACAGAAGCUUCGUUUAUCUAGGGUGAUAUUAAAACUUAAAAAAAAAAUUGGUUUCCAAAUAGGCUGGCCUUUAAUUGCAUGUAUUUUCAAUGUUAUACAAUGCAUUUUUAUUUUUGGUUGUGGGUUUUAAAAAAAGUUAUGUUUUGUUGUAUAUUUA